This is a messenger RNA of Solanum tuberosum (potato), 444 nucleotides long. RefSeq lists its product as uncharacterized. The record is from RefSeq and is a predicted model, not a curated record. The transcript has 2 exons. The coding region runs from base 1 to 444 and encodes 147 amino acids. NCBI's taxonomy places the organism in Eukaryota, Viridiplantae, Streptophyta, Magnoliopsida, Solanales, Solanaceae.
AUGGUUCUUAUUAAGGUGUCACCCAUGCAAGGGGUGGUGAGAUUUGGCAAGAAGGGCAAGCUUAGUCUUCAAAACAUGAGUCCAUUUAAGAUUCUUGACUGUGUAGGGCCAGUGGCUUAUAGAUUGGCUUUAACACCUAACUUAUCUGGAAUUCAUCCAGUGUUUCAUGUGUCCAUGUUGAAGAGGUACCAUAGGGAUGGAGAUAACAUCAUAAAGUGGGACUCAGUAUUAUUAUACAAAGAUCUUCAGUAUGGGGAGGAGCUGGUUGCAAUUCUUGAUCGUAAUGUACGGAAGUUGAGGACCAAAGAGAUUAACUCCGUAAAGUUCAAUGGAAGCAUAAUCCGAUUGAGAAAGCUACUCGAGAAACCUAGAAGGACAUGCGAUAAAAGGUGGGAAUUUUCCCUCCAGGGUGGGGCUGCUUUGGCAUGGUGGGGGCCGCCAUAG